AUGGCACAAAGCAUUUUCAGCCGAGUUCUCUAUGUAGGCUUGUUGGCCGUCCCAGCUGUAAUGGGACAAUACAUAGGGUACUCAUUGACAGACUCUGGUGAUCCUGACUCGGCUGUCUACGAUACCGCAUCAACUCCUUCAAAUUCUUCAACGAGUUAUCCUCCGCCCGAUGUAUUUCUCAAUGCAACUGUCCACGUCGGAGAAAUUGACCUGACGGUAACGAACAUUACCGCCAAAGUAAAUCUGCAAGCAGAAGUUUUGAGUUUGCUCUCAUUCAACGCUGGUGUCGAUGCGUCGAUCGAUAGGGUUCGCCUGUUGAUUCAAAAUGUCGAUGCCCACGUUGUCCUGGAAGCCAGGCUGUCAAACCUUCUUCUUAUGAUUACCGACGUGCUCAAUUCAAUUGAUCUGAACCCAGUCAUUGCGACUUUGGGCCAAGACGUUUCGCAGAUCAUCAAUACGACUACCGGUGCCCUCGGUGGGAGUUCGACGGUAUCCAGACGCUCUUUCGAACUAGAGCAAAACAUCCUUUACAGUAUCAACGACUAUUCGGGAAACGCGCAUACCAAUCGCAUUUUAGCACAAGAUGGAAACCUUGUUGACCAAAAGCUGGACAACGGUGGUCAAAUCAGCAGCGAGGUCCCAGUAGGAAACUAUUUGCAAGAUAUGACCUUCAACGGAUACAACAAGAGUGUUUCGCGUGGUGAGGCAACGCGAGAGCUGGAGUAUGUUUAUAGUCCAUUUCCGGGACUUAGUGUUGUGGCUGCCGUAUUUACAAGGGAUGAUGGAACUGUGACGGGCACUCAAGUUCUCAGUGAAAGUGGCGGAGGUGGAUCAAGCAGUAUUUCGAAUGAUCUAUAG
This is a messenger RNA of Glarea lozoyensis ATCC 20868, 858 nucleotides long. RefSeq lists its product as uncharacterized. The coding region runs from base 1 to 858 and encodes 285 amino acids. Lineage: Eukaryota; Fungi; Ascomycota; Leotiomycetes; Helotiales; Helotiaceae. The record is from RefSeq and is a predicted model, not a curated record. The transcript has a single exon.